Molecule: messenger RNA, 1598 nt
Organism: Rhopalosiphum padi (bird cherry-oat aphid)
Lineage: Eukaryota; Metazoa; Arthropoda; Insecta; Hemiptera; Aphididae
Product: beta-1,3-galactosyltransferase 9-like
Exons: 4
Coding region: 702-1526 (274 amino acids)
Cellular component (GO): membrane
Molecular function (GO): hexosyltransferase activity
Source: RefSeq, a predicted model, not a curated record
UGAUGAAAUUGAUAAAUACAUUUAAAUAACACAAAAUAAGUACAUUAAAAAAAAAUAUGUAUAUGUAUGACACGUGAGAACUGCAUAUACGCGGGUAAUAUAGAAGCAAUAAUUCUACGCUUAUCGCACAGGUGCGUUUUACUAGAUCGACUUGCAUCUGAAAAUUGCAACCGCAAUAAAAUUGUGAUAGGUUAAUAACUAAAUAAGGAGUAUAAAUUGUGCUUCAAAUCUAUUAUUUUUCAUCAUUCGUACUUGGACUGCCUCUGUCAUAUAAUCGUCACGUGAAGAAUAUCUAAUACAUACGUUUUGCAAUUUUGACGACGUCUGAUCUUUUGAAAUUGUUCGACGUAUUUUUCAGAAGCAUAUUAUUUUAAUACAAUGCAUAUCAUUCCAAUGUUUUCGAUUCUAAUAUUUUGUUUGUAUUUAUGUCAUCAAUGUUAUUCGGGUAAGUAUAUACUCAAAUGAUAUUCUUUGACGAUAAUCAUACAUAUUUAUAAAUUAUACAUGGUAGAAUAAAACUUUCAGAAAUAAACUUUUUCUCUUUAUAAUAUUCUAUUUUUAUUUUAAUAGCGGAGAAUAAGCAUAAUCAUGCCAAAGACAGCGAUAUUCAUGCAAUCAAUAGUCAUUGGCUGACCGAAGAUAAUAAGAUACUGAAUGAAUCUUUCAAGAGCCUCAGUGAGUUAAAAAAUCUCCAUCAUUACAUGAACACUUUCGGCAAAGACGUAUGUCAUGGCUGGAAUGAGAAAGCAAAAUCGCCGCUGUUAAUCUUGGUAGAUUCGAAUACCAAGCAUGAGUUCCAAAGAAAGAUAGCUCGGGCUACGUGGCUCCGAAACGUCCAUCGCAAUCAGAGCAGAAUACAUGUAGUGUUUUUCGUGGGAAAACCGCAUAGCUUAAAUACCGCCGAACACCUAUUAAUGGAGAACCGAAAACACGGCGACAUUGUCUGGACGCACGUGCCAGAAAAUUCCAAUUAUGACAGGUCACUGAAAAUGGUAUCGGGGCUGAACUGGGUGCUCAAAAAAUGCAAACACGCUAAAUUUGUGUUGAAAGUCGACGAUAAAACAAUCGUCAACAUGCCGGCUCUCCUUAGAUUCAUUGACAAACAAAAUAAUGCAAAAAACACCAUAUGGGGAUUCAAACACAACGUUUCACCGAUAAAAACCAAUAAGAAGUAUGUCGACUACACUUGUGAACAUGCAUAUCUGAUGACACGUGAUGCAGUUAAAAACCUGUAUUCUGGUUCUUUAGAAAAUAUUCCCUAUUUGAGUGACGAAAACCAAUUCCUUACUGGAGUAGUUGCGACUAACCAAGGCGUCAAUGUAAUACACGAUAAACAUUUCAAAGCUGUUACACUAUCAUCAGUUCUCCCAAAUAACAGCACUGCAGUUGAAAAAUGUGAAUAUUCAAAAAACCAUUUCAUUUUCUUAAAACCCGAGAAUAGAGAUGAAUGGUCACAUAUAUUGUCAUCAUUCAAGAUCUGUAAGUCUAAUUUAGUUAAGAAUGCAAAGCAUCAUAAAUCAGUUUAAAAAUGUAAGUUGUAAAAAACCGUAGCAAGACAUGUUAGUUUAUAACAUUACUAUUCUAAAAUAAAUAAAUAU